GGGAGAGAAGAAGUAGGCUGCUGCUGGAUUCAGAAGCUGUUAAAAAAAUUAAGAGUUAUAAAAAGAUGCCUCCUGGAGCUAGAAGAAGCUUAGAACUUAUACCAAAUGAGAUUGCUCGUAAGAUGACCUUUCGGAAGCGAAAGAAAAGUAUAUAUAAAAAGGCGGACGAGCUUUCGAAACUCUGUGAUAUUGAUGUUUGCUUGAUCAUCUAUGAAGCUGAUCAAAAGAAGGGGAGGGCAAUUCAAUCAGAGACGUGGCCUCAAGAUUCAGCUGAAUUCAAUCACAUUUUUAACAAGUAUAAAGCUUCCAAGGAUAUUCAUGUCCCUAGUUUAAAGCAAAACUUCGAUUUGUCUGAUUUUUACAACGCCGCCAAGAAAGAAGACGUGGAUCGAAAGUUUGAAAAAAUGUACCCAACAUGGGAUGAUCGAAUCGACGAGUUUUCGCAGGUCGAAUUGAUUAAACUAAUUGGUUCACUGGAAGCCAAGAUACAAGCUUCAUCCAAGAAGAUUGAUUCCGUGGAACAAAAUUGAAAUGUAUCCAAAGCAGAAGAGCACACCAGCAUGUGUUGGAAGCCUACUAAUCAAGUCCUUGAUCAGCAAACUUGUCUUGAAUUCGGUGCCUUUAAUAUGAUUUCAGUCAAUACUACAACUUCAGCCCUAUAAUUGAUGUCUAUAUGUGCAAAUAUCUCAAACUGCCUAGUGCAUGGAUUUCAAGCUCAUUGAAGAUCUGAUGAUCUAACCCUUACUGAAUUUGUAGCUAUCUUUUAGUUUGAUUGAUUCAAUUUCUGAUUUACGACCUUUUGGCUAUAU
Molecule: messenger RNA, 809 nt
Organism: Prunus avium (sweet cherry)
Lineage: Eukaryota; Viridiplantae; Streptophyta; Magnoliopsida; Rosales; Rosaceae
Source: RefSeq, a predicted model, not a curated record